AUGAUAGAGGAAAUUAUUGAAACAGGUUCUAGAGGAAAAGAACUUUUAAAGGAUGCUUUUAUUAUUGGCUUAGCUUGGGGAAGAUAGUAUAUUUUAUAAUAUUAUAUAUAUUAGAAUUUUAAUAGACAAAAAUGAUUUAUAAUUAGCUAUAAACUAAUUAUAAUCCUUUAACAAUAAUAUUGAUAAGUCUUUAGAAAGUCCAUUUUUGAAAGAUGAUAAGUUUAAUGAAUUUUUUUUAAAUAAUGUAAUGAUCCAUUUUAAUUAAGAAUUUUUAAUUAUUCAAUAUUCCUCGAUUAUCAAAUUAAUAACCAUAUUAGAAUACAACUCCAUAAAAAAAAUUACAAGAAAAUUAAUAAUCACUUAAUAAUUCACAAAAUUAAUCUCCAUUUUUAAUUAAUAUAUCCCCUCAAAAAGUAAAAGAAUUAUAAUCUUAAAAUAUGUGUUAAUUAUGUAACUUUUAUUUUGAUACCAAAUCAAAAAAUUAAAAAGCAAUACUUUCCUCAUGUUAACAUCAAUUUCAUUUUUUAUGUUUAUAUAUCCACACUUAAGAAAAAGGUGAGUAUUGUCCAAUCUGUGGAUAAUAAAUGGAAAAAGCUUAUCCUAAAAGCCUUUAUGAAGAUUUACCACAAAAAUAUAAAUCUUGUUGUCCAAAUAUUGAAUGUUAGAAUGAUUUUGUGUAUUUUGGAUAAGAUUAUUUUUGUUGUGAUAUGUGUAAUUAAGUAUGGUGUUUAAAAUGUAAGAAAAAUUUUCAUGAAAAUUCAGAUUGUAUUAUAGAUAUAGAUCAUUAUAAAAUGAGUCUUGGAUAAAAUUAUAAAUUUUGCUUUUAAUGUAAUAAAGUGUUGUUCUUAAAUAAUUCAUCAACUGAUGGAUAUUACAUAUUGUCAAAGCAUUGUUGA
This is a messenger RNA of Paramecium primaurelia, 896 nucleotides long. NCBI's taxonomy places the organism in Eukaryota, Ciliophora, Oligohymenophorea, Peniculida, Parameciidae. The record is from the annotation of a GenBank genome assembly.